Entamoeba dispar SAW760 is the source of this 1233-nucleotide messenger RNA. Its product is annotated as 26S protease regulatory subunit, putative. Gene Ontology annotation, cellular component: proteasome regulatory particle, base subcomplex. The transcript has a single exon. NCBI's taxonomy places the organism in Eukaryota, Evosea, Mastigamoebida, Endamoebidae. The record is from RefSeq and is a predicted model, not a curated record. The coding region runs from base 1 to 1233 and encodes 410 amino acids. Gene Ontology annotation, biological process: proteasome-mediated ubiquitin-dependent protein catabolic process. Gene Ontology annotation, molecular function: ATP hydrolysis activity; ATP binding; proteasome-activating activity.
AUGAGUAUGACUCUUGGAAAAAAAAGAUUAAGAGAAUAUGGUAAUAAUAAUAAAUUACCACAAAUUAAUCCUAGAACACAGUGCAAUCUUAAAAAAUUAAGAUUAGAACGAUUAAAAGAUAUCUUAUUAAUUCAAAGAGAUUUUAUUGAAAACCAAGAACAAAUAAAACCAAAAGAAGAAUUAGAAAAGGAUUCAAGACAAAAAGUUGAAGAACUUAGAGGAAGUCCAUUAGAAGUUAGUAAAUUACAUGAAAUGAUUGAUGACCAUCAUGCUAUUAUUUCUAGUGGAAAUACAAUGCAAUAUUAUGUUCCAGUUCUUUCUAUAGUAGAUAGAGAAUUAUUAGAACCAGGAGUACAAGUUCUUACUCAUAACCAUAAUAAAGCUAUUGUUGGAGUAUUACAAAAUGAUGAGGACCCUCAUGUUUCUGUAAUGAAAGUAGACAAAGCACCAUUAGAAAGUUAUGCAGAUGUUGGUGGUUUAGAAAAACAAAUUCAAGAAAUUAAGGAAGCUGUUGAACUUCCAUUAAGUCAUCCAGAGUUAUAUGAAGAAAUUGGCAUUAAACCACCAAAAGGAGUAAUUCUUUAUGGACCUCCAGGAACAGGAAAAACUUUAUUGGCUAAAGCUGUUGCAAAUGAAACAUCAGCAACAUUUUUACGUAUUGUUGGAUCUGAAUUAAUUCAAAAAUAUCUUGGAGAUGGACCUAAAUUAGUAAGAGAAUUGUUCCAAGCAGCCAAAGACAGUGCCCCUUCUAUUGUUUUUAUUGAUGAAAUUGAUGCUGUUGGUACUAAACGUUAUGACGCACAUUCAGGAGGAGAAAAAGAAAUUCAAAGAACAAUGUUAGAACUCUUAAAUCAACUUGAUGGAUUUGAUACUCGAGGAGAAGUAAAAGUUAUUAUUGCUACAAAUAGAAUUGAGUCAUUAGAUUCAGCACUUAUCAGACCAGGAAGAAUUGAUAGAAAGAUUGAAUUCCCAUUACCAGAUAUCAAAACCAAAAGAAAAAUUUUUGAGAUUCAUACAUCUAAAAUGACAUUAGAAGAAGGUGUUGAUAUGGAAGAAUUUGUUAUGUCAAAGGAUGAUUUAUCUGGAGCUGAUAUCAAAGCUAUUUGUACUGAAGCAGGUUUAUUAGCACUAAGAGAAAGAAGAAUGAAAGUUAAUCAAGAAGACUUUAAGAAAGCAAAAGAAAAGGUCAUGUAUAGAAAGAAAGAAGGAGUUCCAGAUGGAUUAUAUCUUUAA